UGUGCAGAAGACGUCACCAUCAGCUGUGGUGACUGACAGACUGACAGUAAUAUUUGCCAACAUGUAGUAUAUUAUCUACACCCACUAUCUCAGCUUCCUCUAUUACACGGACAUCCUACAAACACAAAAUCUGAGAUGGCUAGUAUAUGGUUAAGGGCCAUAUCACCAAGAGGACGAAAGAUUUACUUGGUGGUGGCCACUGCUCUCUUCCUGCUGUCCAUGUCAUUACUGGUCAUUAGGUCACUUGGUGGAAAAUUACAUCUUAAACACUUUGAGUAUAAUGAUGGAUUAUACCGCGCCCAUCAGUACUCAGAGUCGAGCUACCUGCAGUAUUCUCGCAAGGAAUGGGAAGAAAAAGUCAAUAAAGAUAGUCAAAGAGGACUUACUUGGUUGGUUCAGAUUUCGGACCUUCACCUACAUAUGGGCGAAGUAGAUGAGGUGCAGCACUUCCAAGAGUUUGUCGAUGAUGCUAUUUCCAUCUUGAGGCCAGCAGCUGUUCUUGUUACAGGUGAUUUGACUAAUAGCAAGACUCAUGGCGUUAAGCUGGCACAACUUCCUCAGGAAUGGUCCAUUUAUCAGCGAUCAGUGAAGGACAGACUCACUGUUAACAGUUCAACGCUCUGGCUGGAUAUUGCUGGCAACCAUGAGAUGCAACAUGACACACCCGCACGACCCGCAACAACACUACUUAGAUACAAUAACUUUAAUGAGGUGCAACAGGCUCACUUCAAAGCACAUGCCAUGCAAGUGGAUUUCAGUGCUACUCAAACUGCAAAAGCUACAGUUAUUCGAGGCAGUGAUGGACAAAAUAUUACCCUGCUUCCUUUGGAUGCAUCUCUAAAGCCAGGAAUCAGGGCUUACAAUUUCUUAGGAUAUCUUCCAGAAGAAGAAUUUAAAGAGUUACAGGGAGCAGCCCAAGAGGCACGAACCAGGGGUGACAUUGUUGUUUUCUACGGCCAUUACCCAACAAGCACCAUCAUAUCCUCAAAGGAUGUACGGAAGUUGCUGGCCAUGGGAGCAGCAUAUCUGUGUGGGCAUCUUCACACUGGUUUUGGGUUUGUUGACACCAUGUGGACCAAACAUACUUCUGGACUUUUGGAAGUGGAACUAGCUGACUGGUUUUUUAAUCACAGGUAUCGCAUAUUGGCUAUUGACAAUGGACGAGUUACAUGGAUAGAUGUUGAACAUCCGUCUUGGCCAGUAGUGAUUGUAUCAAGUGUUGGACGCUACCCAAAAGGACAGGCCUUUGUUAGAUAUAUUGUCAGGUUACUUGUGUUUACAAAUGAGGAGAUUUCAGCAGUUUCAGUGCGAGUUGAUAACAAUCUUGGACACUGGAUCACCUGCAAGCACAGACAUGGCCCACUUUACACUGCCACUGUUGAUGUACAGACAGAUGAAUGGGAACCACAAGUGACUGAAGAGGAGUUUAUAAGGAAGCUACAGGUAUUGGUUGGGAAUUCGUCUGGCAGCAAAUCUCUUCUUCGAGUUGGGAAGGAAGGAGCAGGGUUUGUGCGACCUCAACCUUCUUACUUUGGGUCAUUCAUUCUUUCCAUUAAUCUUCAUGAUAUGUUCUUGAUGAUCUAUUUGACUGGCAUUGGAAUGAGUUGUCUCCUUGUCUUAAUGGGAAAGUAUCAAGUGCGACUUGAGCCUUUAAUACCGAAGCGGGUGGGUGCAGCUUCCAUAAGUCUGGGUCAGAACUACACUGUAUUUGUCCUGAUGAUGGUGUUUCUCCUCUACCCUCUCAUAGGUCCCUGGUAUGUUGGAAAUCUUGCCAAAGACAAGCUUGGUGUUGUGUUUAUGUGGGGCAUCUUUGUUGAUUCUUCUAUGCUACCAGGAGAACUAACAUAUCCUGAUGCUUUUUUCUUGUGGCUCACUCUACAGAUGCCCAUUUUUUUUAUCAUCUUUGUAAAAAAAAUGAUAAGCUUUGACUCAACCAGGUACCGGUGUGGGCGCUGGUUGACAGUCAGUAUGUUGGCCACCGUUGUUUUUCAAUUGCCAAGUAUCCUUGCUUGGUUAGUGCUUGAUAGCAUUUUGCUUAAUGGACCACUUAGGCUUGCACUGACAAUUAUUGCCAUAUUAUUGUGGAAAAAAGUAUAAUAUGUUCAGAUACAGUACAUCUAUCAUAUCAAGUUGCAAGACCAUGUAACAUCUUGAAAAUUGCUAUUGAACUCAGCGUAAAAAAAAUUAAUGUGAUAGAUUGCUUUCUUUUCCCCUGAAUGAAGAAAUGUUAAUCACAAGAUCAGCUAAGGUCUUACCAACAGGUUACAGUAAUCUGGACCAUAUUACCUGGCAAGUACAAGUAACACAGUCGGGUGACACUGCAUAUUGACAGAAAGGAAACUAUAGCCUCCUACCUUCCCUAUUCAGCCACACAAUGUGGCCUUGACUUUGUUCAUACUGAAUAAGAGAAUCUCAACUUUAAAAGGCACAUCAGUUUAGUUUUCAUUUUGAACAUGUUUUUGUAUAUUAUCUGAGUAUGAAUCCUCCUUGGUUCUAAGAGGUCCAUUUCAUAGUUUAUAAAUAAGACAGGCAGUGUUACAAAUUGGAUCUCAUUAAGUCAUUAGAUAAUAGCAAUGGGUUGGCCUCAACUUAAAAAUCCUGUGAUUCACUGUCAUUUAAGGACUACCCCAUAUAUACAGAUUCACCAAGCCCUGGAUUAAUUGUUAGAACUUCAAUCAGUUUUCUGUAAGUACAGUUACUUUUAGUUGGUCAUACAACAGGGUUCAUGAUAGCCAUAAGGUUAGUUUAAUUGUAACAGGUGGUUACAGUUUACAUGGUAACCUUAAAUGAUGUCAAAACUUUUUUCUCAGGUGAAAUUGUCUGUAUUUUUAAAUUCAUUUAUGUGACAUAUCAUCUUGGGCUUCCAUAUACUGCAAUGUCAUCUGACCAAUUCGAAGUGGAGUUAUUGGAAGACAAAUCAGCUGUGUUAUGGAAAAUAACCAGUUAAUGCGAGAUUCUUGGAAAACUAGAUUAGUGUUGUGUAUGGUACCUUUUUUUUAUUAGGGUAGCUUGUGUGUUUUGAAAAAGAUACGGUACUGUACUGUACCAUUUUUUGUAGUAGAUAGGGUUACCAAAUUUUUUUUUCCCAAUACAGUACAGUGUACCGGGUAGCCCUUUCCAAUAAUAGUGUUGUACAGUACAGGUAUCUGUCUGUUCUUGCAUGACUAUCUUUGUGACUUAAUGUGUGAAUAUAUAGUACUGUAUAACGACUUGUAUGAGAGGUUAUCCUAAAUAUCUCAGUACAGUAUUUAUGGGUAUACAGUACAGUGUUAGAAUUUUUUGUACAGUAUCUACUUCAUUUGUCAAAUAAAUUGUUGUGUAUCUGUAUUCUUGAAUUGAACUUUGUGUAUUAACCAACCGAGGUGUUGACACAGAUACAAUCACAGCAGAUCAUUUAGGAGUUACAGUUGUCUAUAGUGCAUUUUUUCUCAGCUGAGAAAAGAUGCCCCACCCCUUUCUCAAAAAUUAC
Homarus americanus (American lobster) is the source of this 3469-nucleotide messenger RNA. Its product is annotated as transmembrane protein 62-like. Gene Ontology annotation, molecular function: hydrolase activity. The coding region runs from base 136 to 2097 and encodes 653 amino acids. The transcript is spliced from 15 exons. NCBI's taxonomy places the organism in Eukaryota, Metazoa, Arthropoda, Malacostraca, Decapoda, Nephropidae. The record is from RefSeq and is a predicted model, not a curated record.